Messenger RNA from Nelumbo nucifera (sacred lotus), 1327 nucleotides. RefSeq names its product GATA transcription factor 4-like. Gene Ontology annotation, molecular function: sequence-specific DNA binding; zinc ion binding. Gene Ontology annotation, cellular component: nucleus. NCBI's taxonomy places the organism in Eukaryota, Viridiplantae, Streptophyta, Magnoliopsida, Proteales, Nelumbonaceae. Gene Ontology annotation, biological process: regulation of DNA-templated transcription; cell differentiation. The record is from RefSeq and is a predicted model, not a curated record.
AGUGGGGAGUGGGGUUUCUCUAAGACUGAUCAUUCAGAUUAUUUUGUUUUAUUUUAAAUCAUUCUGCCGACAGAAAACGAGACCAUAUAGAGAGAGCAGGGGACUAUGUUCUUCUCCCUUCUAUCUUUUUCACUUCUUAGUUAGCACUUCAUUGACAAUGGAUUUCUGCCGGAAUGUGUCUGUUUCAGCGGGCUUGCCGUCGGACCUCCCGUCGGAGCAGGUUAUUUCCCCGGCUUACCCAACGCUUGGGGCCUUGUCUACUUCUCUAGACGACCUCUUUCCCUGCGAGAAUACAGAAGAUGAUGUUAGCUUAGAAUGGCUCUCAAUCUUUGUAGAGGACUGCUUAUCCAGCAAUGGGAAUUGCAUACCAGUACCCACAAGUACUCAAGGCCAAGAAAGCCAAACCAUAAGACCCUUAAAACCCUCAAAAAAGAACCAUGGAAACCCAUGUCUAGGAGAGUUUUUUAUCCCAGGCAAGGCCAGAAGCAAAAGGAAAAGGAGCAGGGCAACCCCUUUGAUUAGUUGGUUUCAGAAAGACCCACAGAACCACCUUCUCCAUGCUGCCACCUCAGACCCUCCAUUACUCCACCAAGCUUAUUGGUUAGCUGACAGUGAACUGAUUCUACCCAAAAAGGAGAAGAGCAGCAGAAAUGAAGAAGAAGAAGAAGAAGAAGAAGAAGAAGAAGAAGAGGAAGAAGGAGAAGAAAAGCCAGAGGAGAAGAUGGUGGGGAAGGACAGCAGGGGCAGCUCAGGCAACUUGGUGGAGGCUAGUGUUGGGCAGCAGCCUAGGAGGUGCACCCAUUGUCUAUCACAGAAGACACCACAGUGGAGGGCAGGACCUUUGGGUCCCAAGACCCUGUGCAAUGCAUGUGGUGUGAGAUUCAAGUCAGGGAGGUUGCUGCCUGAGUACAGGCCAGCCAAGAGCCCCACUUUUGUGAGUGACAAACACUCCAAUUCUCAUAAGAAAAUCAUGGAGAUGAGAAUGGCUAUGCUCUCUUCUGUUUCUACUGAGUAAUAAUGUUGAGCUUAUUCUGUAGUCUCCUCGGGGUUUAGCUAUAAAAUUCAUACUUCCAUGUGGGUUCAUUUCAAUAUUUCAAUUUUGUAUGUAGUCUUUAAAUGGAACUGAGCUUCCUGUUUACUUCUUUUGGGGGAUUUUUUUUUCUUUUUUUCCUUUGUUCAGUUUAUGUUCUAUUUUUUGCAGGGAUGUUUGUUGAUAUUCCAUUCUUUGUGCCCUCUGGUUUGAUUUCUUGAGUCUAUUUCUAUGUAAUAUCCACAAAGGAAAGCAAUGGCCAACUGGGUCUAAACUCAAAUUGUCAAAACCCUUGUA